Molecule: messenger RNA, 2708 nt
Organism: Micropterus salmoides (largemouth bass)
Lineage: Eukaryota; Metazoa; Chordata; Actinopteri; Centrarchiformes; Centrarchidae
Gene: slc24a1
Product: solute carrier family 24 member 1
Exons: 9
Coding region: 147-2279 (710 amino acids)
Biological process (GO): intracellular calcium ion homeostasis; long-term synaptic depression; calcium ion transmembrane transport
Cellular component (GO): membrane
Molecular function (GO): calcium, potassium:sodium antiporter activity; calcium channel activity
Source: RefSeq, a predicted model, not a curated record
GAAGAUGUGACAUGAAUCACACUGCUGAAAGUUUGGAUUCUGUCACCCCAUGGUCUGCUGGGGAAAGAGCUGGACUUGUCCUCUGCCAAAGCCCAUUUAUGCAGCUUAAUUAUCCAUAGCCAGUAGCACCACUGCUUUAGAGGAAAAUGUAUCGUACAAGAAGGAAGCGACUGCAACUGAGCCGGGUCUUGUUUCUCCUCUCUGGGGUUUUCCUGUGUACGCUGUACCAUCUGACGAUCAGUGCCAGAAUAAACGAGCCUUCGCCAAUGCCUCAGAUUGGAGAGGAUUUUGGAGAAGGUUCAACAGAAGUGGUUGAGGAGACUACAGUAGAGACUCAGGGGCUGGAGGAACCUCUCACUGCAACACAUGAAUUAGAGCCAACAGAUCAAACAACAGCAGAGAUGCAUGUGGUACAUCAUACAGACUCAACUUCAGUUUUUUUAACAUCCACCUCCACUGAAUCACCACCAUCGCCAACCACAAACAGGACUAUUGUGCACUGCAUCUAUGUGGCCCCUGAGCCUCCACAGCAGACACCCACACCAGCUCCAGCUCCGGCUCCUCCCGUAACCACCAUCACUCCAGCUUCUCCUGGUGAAGCUCCAUAUAUUAAGGGUGAAUACCCUGAAGAUAUCUUUUCUAUUGAAGACCGCAGACAAGGCUGGGUGAUCCUCCACAUUUUUGGGAUGAUGUACAUGUUUAUUUCACUUGCAAUUGUGUGUGAUGAGUUCUUUGUUCCUGCACUGGGGGUAAUCACAGACAAGUUAGCAAUCUCUGACGAUGUGGCAGGAGCCACCUUCAUGGCUGCUGGAGGUUCUGCUCCUGAACUUUUCACCUCUUUGAUAGGAGUCUUCAUCGCCCACAGCAAUGUGGGUAUUGGCACAAUUGUUGGUUCAGCUGUUUUCAACAUUUUGUUUGUGGUUGGAAUGUGUGCUCUUUUUUCACGGGAGGUACUUCAUCUAACCUGGUGGCCACUUUUCAGAGAUGUAUCCUUCUACAUACUUGACCUCAUCUUACUCAUCAUCUUCUUCUUGGAUAAUGUCAUAAUGUGGUGGGAGAGCAUGAUGCUGGUGACCAGUUACGCUCUCUAUGUGAUUUUCAUGAAUUUCAAUGUGCAAAUAGAGCGGGCCUUCAAGACCCAACUCUACAAAAACAAGAACAUUGUCAGAGUUAUAGCUGUUGAGGAACCUGAAAAGGACAAGAAUCAUUUAAAGGUGAAGCCAUCCCUUCAGCGAGGAGGAAGUUCAGCUUCUUUACACAACAGCACCAUGAGAAACACCAUCUUCCAGCUUAUGAUCCACACAUUAGACCCUCUGGGAGAGGGGAAAUUUAAGGAUAAGGCUGAGACUCUGAAUAAUGUGGCUAAACGGAACGGAGAAAGCAAAACUCAAGACAAAAGUGAAGAUGGUGGGGUGAAAACUGAGCAGACCAAAGAGCCAGAAGCUGCCCCGGCCGCAGAAACAGAGAAGGAGGAGCAGCUAGAGGACAAGAAGGAAGAUGUGCCAGCAGCACAGGAUGGGUCAGGAGGGUCAGGUGGCUCUGACAACGAUGAAGAUGACAGCGAUGAAGACAGCGAUGAGUCCAGUGAAGAUGAAGAUGAUGACGAGGAGGAUGAAGAUGAGGAGGAAGAGGAGGAGGAUGAGGAAGACGCGGAGAAGGAAGAACCUCUGUCUUUAGAGUGGCCUGACACACCACGUAAACAAGUCACCUUCCUCUUCCUGCUGCCCAUAAUCCUUCCUCUGUGGCUCACAGUUCCAGAUGUCCGCAACCAGAAAUCCAGAAAAUUCUUUGCGGGCACCUUCCUGGGCUCUAUUGUGUGGAUUGCUGUCUUCUCCUACCUCAUGGUGUGGUGGGCCCAUCAGGUGGGUGAGACCAUUGGCAUCUCAGAGGAGAUUAUGGGCCUGACUAUCCUGGCUGCAGGGACAUCCAUCCCCGACCUCAUUACCAGUGUGAUUGUGGCGCGUAAAGGCCUGGGGGAUAUGGCUGUGUCCAGCUCUGUGGGCAGUAACAUCUUCGACAUCACUGUGGGUCUGCCAAUCCCAUGGCUCCUGUACUCAUCAUUCCACGGUUUGGCUCCAGUGGCCGUCAGCAGUAACGGGCUCUUCUGUGCCAUCGUGCUGCUCUUUAUCAUGCUUCUCUUUGUUAUCAUCUCCAUUGCAUCCUGUAAGUGGAAGAUGAAUAAGGCACUGGGUUUCACCAUGUUUCUGCUCUACUUUAUCUUCCUGGUGCUUAGCGUGAUGCUGGAGGAUCGCAUCAUUGUCUGCCCUGUUUCCAUCUAAACGUGUGAGCAAAGCCUUCCCUACAGCAGGCUUUCUCUUUUCUUGUGAGCUGAAGCAGAACUGUCAACCCAUACACGUGCGGAUCUCAUAAGCAUGGGUCUGGAUAUCUGUAGAAACUGUGCAGAAAGCUACUGUAGUUGCUCUACAUUGGUGUCAGUGACAUGUGCACGGUAUGUCAGCAGCAGUGCACAUAUUAACAUUUUAGUAACGAUGGCAGGAGAUGCGGAACUACUGUCCAAUAUAAUGUAUGGCUGUGCAGUAAAAGAAUGAACACAGAUAGUAACAUUUUACUGUUUACAAAACAAAAAUGCAAAAAUAAAUCUAGAAUAUGUGCACAUUUUGGAAAAUUGAUGCGGUUUCUAAAUGUGAAUUUUGUACACUAUGUACAGUAAGUACACACUUGCACCAAGUGUGUACAUUAUAGAGAAC